UAGAAAGACUAGAACCAGAGCGCUGCAGGCAUGCAGCAGCCGCAUCGCAACUUUGCGUAUUGUUUACUUUGUCGGACGCACCUUACUUUUCCUCCCGAUCCUCGAAACAUGGCAGGAAAACUAAACACGGAGAUUUCUGCUGCUGCUUCGUUGUAAAAUCUUGAACUUUUCUAUCAAGCUGUCGGAGUCUGUCCACGAUGAGCGCGUCUGCGGGGACCGGGGUGUUCGUGCUGUCCCUCAUGUCCAUCCCCAUCUGCUACCUGUUCAACUCCCUCAUUUACAACAACAGUGCUGAAGCCGUCCUCUCUGCUGGCUGUACCACAGUCCUCAUCCUGGCUGUUUCUGUCCGCUUCAUGCUCAAGAAAAAGGCUCCAGCAGACCCUCUUUUCUAUGUGUAUGCUCUGUAUGCUUUCCUGAGUGUGGUGAAUCUGAUCAUUGGUUUGGAGCAAGACAACAUCAUAGAUGGAUUUGUGACGUUUUAUCUCAAAAAGGCAGAUCAGCAUAUCAACACAGCACAUGGGCACAUGAUCUCUUAUUGGGAUGGCUGUGUGCACUAUCUCAUGUAUCUGCUCAUGAUUGCUGCAAUUACCUGGGGAGACAGUUACCGAGUAAUUGGACUCUACUGGGUGGGAUCUGUUCUCAUGAGUGCCAUGGUCUGCGUUCUUGGGAAUGCUGUGGGAAAGUAUGGGACACACAUUGGCCCUCUCUUCCUCCUCCACAUGCUGUAUAUCACUGUGUCUGUGUGGGCUUGCUUCCGCAUCUUCAGUCAACCUCUGACCCGAAACAUUCUGCUACCAAACAUCAGGGAUGCUCAGGAAACAAAGCUGUUGAACAGACCAAUGGAUUUACUGUUCAUCCUUUACCUCGUCCCAGCAUUUUCUUUCUGCGUCUUCAGAGGCCUGGUUGCUCUGGACUGUUCUGGCAAAUGGUGUCAGGAGUAUACACAGCAGUUUGAGCCGUACCUGAAAGACCCUUCAGCUUAUCCCAAAGUUCAGAUGUUGGUGAGCAUGCUCUACUCUGGCCCGUACUACAUCAUUGCUCUUUAUGGGCUGUUGGUCCCAGGAUGUGAGUGGAUGCCUGACCUCACUCUCGUGCACUCGGGGGCGCUGGCUCAGGUGGAUUCGGUGAUGUUAAAGUGAUCCUGGGCAUCUGGCCAAACAGCCAUUCCUCUGCAUUACACAUUUGUUUUGCUUAAUUCUGAGUGCUGCUGAACACCUGUGACUCUGCAUGCGGCCGCAGAAUACACACUAUUCCAUCUAUUUACAUCUAAAGAUGGAAACUCCCAGGAGUGGUGGGAGCAGACAGCCUGUCAGUCACAUCCAGGGUACAGAGCAGCUAUUGUGUUUGAGCUGCAGACUGGGGCAUCGCUCAUCAGCAUGAUAAGGGCAGGAGCUGACUUCAGACACAGAGGAAUGUUGGUAUUGGUGGUAUUCACCUAAAUGUCAGCUGUUCGACCCGCCUAAAAAUAGGACGACUGAUGCUCUGGCAGCAUUGGUUGCCACGAAACAUACCAUGGCCUUUUUUUUUUUUUCUCCUGCUGACUUUCUAUGAAAAGGUAACUAACAAUAGAUCAGCCGAAUGUUAAUGGUAAGUCAGUGGAAAGGUGAAAAAACGAUGGGAUUAUAUUUUAAAUCAGUUGGUGAAUAGGGAAAAAGAAUACUCUUUAGAUACUUGUUGCCUUACCUCGUUUUGUUGUUUCAGUUUAUUUGACCUUGUUUUUGUUGUUUGUGCAACAGAUUUUCCCUCACAUGAUUUGGAUUCAGAAUAUUUUAUGUUAGAUUGACUGUUAAGUAUUUUGUGUUUGAGCUUUUACAACACAUGUACCAUUAGCAUAUUUAAACAAAUGUACUUAAUAUUGAACUUACUUUUCACAUACUAUUAAGCUGAUCAGUUGACGCAACGUUGAUUUCUUUUUUUUUUUUCGUUUUGAAGAGAACUGCUCAUGAUCCAGUCAAAAUGGGCCAAUGAUCUACAUUUAAGUCUGAAGAGAAUCCUUGGUAUUCCUUUGCAGUUGGUCAGUUGAUCAUUCUUUGAAGGGGAGAUUCUGUUUAUUGUAUGUUCUGUCAUGCUUUCCACCCACUGCAGGUCCUCCCAGUUCAGACUGACUGAUAGAAACGGGCAGUGGACGAGAGAGGCGAGCUCGCUUCCGCUCUGACUCUUUAUUAUUCCCUCUCGCUCUUUCCUGACAGGCCCAGUUUUGUCACAUCGGUGCAUCCCUUCACACACGGACGCCGUUCUCAUACCGAGUGCCUGCUGACAGCCAGCUGGUCUUCCUGCUGGUCAAUGUCCUCUACACCCUGGUGCCUCAGGUUUUGUGCUACCGCUGCU
Molecule: messenger RNA, 2328 nt
Organism: Salarias fasciatus (jewelled blenny)
Lineage: Eukaryota; Metazoa; Chordata; Actinopteri; Blenniiformes; Blenniidae
Product: transmembrane 6 superfamily member 1
Exons: 10
Coding region: 198-1139 (313 amino acids)
Cellular component (GO): lysosomal membrane
Source: RefSeq, a predicted model, not a curated record